Hemicordylus capensis (graceful crag lizard) is the source of this 2528-nucleotide messenger RNA. Its product is annotated as zinc finger protein 48-like. The coding region runs from base 1056 to 1715 and encodes 219 amino acids. Gene Ontology annotation, molecular function: DNA-binding transcription factor activity; RNA polymerase II cis-regulatory region sequence-specific DNA binding. The record is from RefSeq and is a predicted model, not a curated record. Gene Ontology annotation, biological process: regulation of transcription by RNA polymerase II. The transcript has 5 exons. NCBI's taxonomy places the organism in Eukaryota, Metazoa, Chordata, Lepidosauria, Squamata, Cordylidae.
UGGGGGGAGAGAGGCAAAUUCCCUCGCUUGCCCUCCCCUUGGUCUGUAUACCCCCUCCUGCAGCCGCAGUGCAUUAUGGGAGUGUGUGUGUGGGGGUCCCCUCUGUGGUCCUCGCAGUUGCAGAGCAUUAUGGGAUGAAACUCCCUUUGGGCCAUACUGGCGCGCGGUGCAUAGUGGGGGAUUGGGCUGUUGCCACAAUUUCCCCCCCCCCACCCCCGAGCAUGAUGGGAUUGGGCCAUAUAGUGUUAGCCCCUAGUGCACUGUGGGUAGAGACUGCUUGUCUGCUUCUCUCUUUCUCAGUCCCCCCCCCAUGUUGCUCUGCCCCUUCUUUUCUUCUGCAGCUUCUUGGGAUGCCCUCUUGGGAUGGGGUCUCAGAGGGGCAGGGAGUGAGUUUGGGAGCCAGAGGGGUGCAGGGCCACUGCCAGCCUCUUAACCGGUUCUGCUCCUCUUGCAGGCUGGGCUGCUAGCUUUAAGGGGUGAUAUCUGAAGUACCCAAGCAUGUGGAAGUUGGGCGCUCUGAGAACAUUGGCUUUGAGGAGGAAGAGGAGGAUGGGACUUCGACGGGUGAGCACAGUGUAGCAAGCAGUGUGGGAGGAGGCGCGGCUGGCUCCUGGGGGUGGGGGACGCUUGGGUUCCCCUCCCCCCGCCAGUAAGCCAGUGUGGUCAGAGAGGAGUCGUCUGGAAAGAGGUGUCCUGCAUCCCCCCUUAAUUGCGCCCCGUGUGUGCUUAGAUGGGAGACGUGCAAGAAUUGUGGCGAGAGUCAACAUGAGUCCAUGUGAGGGCAGAUGACAGCAUCCUCUUGCUAGAUGCAUGGCUCUUCUCAAAGGAUGAUUGAGGACCCUGCCCCAUCUGGCUCACAAUCUCAAAGCGACAUGACAGACAGAAAGGCAGGGGUUAAAAUGAGGAAAGAUGCCAUUGUUUCAGUUAUAUGUACUAGGGCUGCUUUUGCCCAAGAGUCUGGAGUGGGUACAUGAUGUACUAGGCAACUGCACAUUUUCAUACCUUAAGGCACUCAAUUAAAAAAAAUAGUUCCUACAGGACAAGGUAUCUCCACCAUGCAGGAAGAAGAGGAUGAAUCUGAAGCAACCUCAGUGUCUUCUGGAGACAGCAGCCCCCCCACUCCUUCUGCCAAUGGCUAUCCAGGCCCCCGAAGCAAAGAGCCGCCGGCAGCUGCAGGGGAGUUGGUGGAUGAUGGUGGGGAAGCCGGGCAGGAUCGGCUGAGCUCUUCGCAGGCUCCCAGCCCUGAGUGGCACGAAUGCCCCGAAUGUGGACGCGGCUUUGGCACUUCACGGGCCCUGAAGGUGCAUCGCAGCUACCACGUGGGGCGCAAGCGGCCGCACAGUGGAUCCUCUUCCUCCAAGCCGCCGCCGCCGCCACCACUGACCCUCUCCAGCAACCCCGAGGGCCAGGAAGGGCGGACAGCCCUGGCCCCUGCUCGGGGUCGAGCUUUCCACUACAUCUGCGCCGAGUGUGGCCUGGGCUUUGCCUCCCCCGCCACGUUGGAGGGCCACCGCUGUGAACACGGCUGGCGCCGCAGCCCCCCGGCCCCUGCCCGUAACAAGCUCUCCCCCUCUCCUGCCCCAAGGGAGGCAAACGGCGAUCAGGACACAGAUGGGGCCGACGGACCGUACCAUUGCACCGAGUGCCCAGGAGAGUUUGGCUUGGUGUCGGAACUUCACGAGCACUACAUGCUCCACGCCCGUGGAGAGCUGUAGAUCAUUCUCUGCCCUGACCCUCCCCCCUCCCCCAGUCCAAUAGGUGGCGUCUGCUGAGGGAUCUGUCUGGCCAGGACUCAGAGAAGUGAAACGGGAACCCCGCCCCGCCCCGCCCCCUUCAUUUUUGUUUUGUUCUUUUUAGUUAGUUUUUUCUUUCUUUCUUUCUAUAUUUUUGGAAAUUACUUUAGCUGGAGGGGGAUGGAGGGGGGACACACACUCAUGACUGCUCUGAAGCAAUCCCUUUAGUGGGUCCUGCUGCCUCCACAGGGUGGGGGCACAACUGUUGAAGUCCCCGCCCACCUGCCUAGAAGAGAGGCACUGCCGGCCUCCGGCUUCUAAGGGAAAGAUGCUCCAGUUCUAGUGCCCUCGAGUCCUUGGCAAUUAUCCACGCGGGAGGCCUGUGCAGAAGGGCUUCUGAGAUGGGAGUGCUGGCCCCUUGGGGGCUUGUAGCUCAUUUUGGCCCCGGGAGAGGCUCUUUCCAGGCCCGUCCCAAGGGAGGGGAAGGAGGGGGUGGACUGGAAUUGCUUGUCUUGUGUGCAAGGGCCUGCAUCCCCCACCCACCCCCGGGCACCCUCUGACACUUUGACAUUUCCCUCUCCAGUUUGGUGCCCACUGCCACUGUCAUCAUGUUUGGCACCUGGGUGGUCCAUGCUGAACCGAAGCUGUAUUCUGUUUGUCUGUGUGCGUGCGUUUGCCUUUCCAGAGAGCGGCUUCUAGAGACGGCAUCAAAUCAGCGUAAAUCAUGAAUAUUAACAAUCUCUCCUCACAGUAGCCAGGAGAUGUGGUUUAAUAAAAGUGAUUCUGUAUGUGCGA